Ceutorhynchus assimilis (cabbage seed weevil) is the source of this 732-nucleotide messenger RNA. The record is from the annotation of a GenBank genome assembly. Lineage: Eukaryota; Metazoa; Arthropoda; Insecta; Coleoptera; Curculionidae.
GACAAGUCAUAAUUAACUGUCAUCAAAACCAAACUUUGAGAAAGUUUUUUUUCCGAAUGGAUUCGUCAACUUUCCUCAUCAAACGAGUAAAAUAUUUCGAAAUUCUCCAACAAAAAGAACACGACACCUAUCAAAAAUUGCUAUUCAGUUCCCUGACUCCUGAAGGAGAAAUUUCUCAAGAGAAAUCCGUAUUGCUUCAGUACGCAGCCGAAAUGCUGCGCAGAAACGAAGCUGGGCGCGCAGCUGAAAUCGAACGAGCUUCGAAUGAGUCGAUUCAGCGAAUAGCUGCGCAACGACAACACGAACACUUGGCAACUAUAAGAAUACUAGAGCCCGAGCCUAUUCAAGAAAUGCAGAAUAGAACCUUACUACCUUUGCUCACGUAUUCAGGAGCUGAACGAAUCAUACACAACCAACUUGUAUUACCCAGUUUGAGAAAGAGAAAAAUACCAGAUCAAGAACACGCUAAUCAAAAUGAUGGGUUCGUGCCAGCCACUUUAUCAAAAAAAUUAAGAAUGACUGACGCAAAAACAGAAGGGCCAGUAUUUGAAUUUGAAGAAGGUGAACCCAUUUUGGAAUUAUUAGACACCACUGAGGUAGAAAUGUUGUAGUUAGACAGUAGUCAUAGUUUUGUAUCGUCGAGCUAGUAAAAUACGUCGUUUUAGUUGUCUUGUAUUGGUACUUAUAAUUUUUGUAGAUAAUAAAUGUAGAUAAUAAUUAUGUCAGAAUUAU